ACAUCCCUCUACAACAUCAUGUGCCAGAACAAGAGCAACACCAACACCAUGACCAUCAAGUCGAACAAGAAGCUGUCCUACAGCGUGAAGAAACUGCUGCAAAAGAUCUUCAAGCAGCAGCAGCAGCGCGUCGAGGAGGAGGAUGAGAACCUCAAGAACACCCUGAAGGCCAACUCCCUGGAGUCCCUGGAAUCCAUGGAGAACAGCCGCAAUGCCGAUCUGGAAUCCGCUUCUAUAUGCGCCUCUCUGGAGUCCUGCGAGAACGAGGCCAACGAGCGUCUCUCCCAGUCCUGCGACAUGGAGGACUACGAUCUCGAGCAACUGCCCACCGUGCCCGUCCACUUCGUCCGCACCGCCCACGGCACCUUCUUCUGGACCGCCGUCUCCGAUCUGCCAGCCGACAACGACCUCAUCGAGCCCCUCUACUGCUCCACCGCCAACGAGAUCGCCAUCCCCCAGGAUCGCUGGGUUCAGGCCUAAGAAAAUCAGAGCCAGCCUUCCACA
This is a messenger RNA of Drosophila subpulchrella, 504 nucleotides long. It is a transcript of the gene E(spl)m4-BFM, whose product is annotated as enhancer of split m4 protein. Gene Ontology annotation, biological process: sensory organ development; Notch signaling pathway. The transcript has a single exon. Bases 19 to 480 code for a protein of 153 amino acids. NCBI's taxonomy places the organism in Eukaryota, Metazoa, Arthropoda, Insecta, Diptera, Drosophilidae. The record is from RefSeq and is a predicted model, not a curated record.